AUUCUCCAGUUGCAGUACCAUGCCGGGCUAGCAUCUGGCCUUCUGAAUCAGCAGUCUUUGAAACGUUCAGCCAACCAGAUGGGAGUAUCUGCAAAACGCAGACCAAAGGCCCAGCCAACAACGCUUGUCUUACCUCCUCAAUACGUCGAUGAUGUGAUCAAUCGGAUUGAUAGAAUGUUUCCUGAAAUGUCUAUCCAGCUGUCCCGGCCAAAUGGAACCUCAGCAAUGCUUCUGGUUACCUUAGGAAAAGUGUUAAAAGUGAUAGUGGUGAUGCGGAGCCUCUUCAUUGACCGGACAAUAGUGAAAGGUUACAAUGAAAAUGUCUAUACUGAAGAUGGCAAGCUUGACAUAUGGUCUAAAUCCAACUAUCAAGUUUUUCAGAAGGUGACAGAUCAUGCGACCACUGCUCUGUUGCACUACCAGCUGCCUCAAAUGCCAGAUGUGGUAGUCAGAUCUUUCAUGACCUGGUUAAGAAGUUACAUAAAGCUGUUCCAGGCUCCAUGCCAGCGCUGCGGAAAGUUUCUGCAGGAUGGCCUGCCACCCACGUGGAGGGAUUUCCGAACACUUGAAGCUUUUCAUGACACCUGCAGGCAAUAG
This is a messenger RNA of Apaloderma vittatum (bar-tailed trogon), 597 nucleotides long. It is a transcript of the gene MED27, whose product is annotated as mediator complex subunit 27. The record is from RefSeq and is a predicted model, not a curated record. The transcript is spliced from 6 exons. Gene Ontology annotation, molecular function: transcription coactivator activity. NCBI's taxonomy places the organism in Eukaryota, Metazoa, Chordata, Aves, Trogoniformes, Trogonidae. Gene Ontology annotation, cellular component: mediator complex. Gene Ontology annotation, biological process: regulation of transcription by RNA polymerase II. The annotation marks the transcript as partial.